Dinoponera quadriceps is the source of this 8138-nucleotide messenger RNA. It is a transcript of the gene Top2, whose product is annotated as DNA topoisomerase 2. Gene Ontology annotation, cellular component: nucleus. Gene Ontology annotation, molecular function: DNA binding; ATP binding; DNA topoisomerase type II (double strand cut, ATP-hydrolyzing) activity. NCBI's taxonomy places the organism in Eukaryota, Metazoa, Arthropoda, Insecta, Hymenoptera, Formicidae. The record is from RefSeq and is a predicted model, not a curated record. The transcript has 24 exons. Gene Ontology annotation, biological process: resolution of meiotic recombination intermediates; sister chromatid segregation; DNA topological change. Bases 330 to 4853 code for a protein of 1507 amino acids.
UCGCAACGGAAGCGAGCGAAGCAGCGCGAACGAGUAGCGAGACGUGUUCAGGUACGGGCGAAAGAGUGUUCGUCGCGCGAGGGCUUUCAUUGCGCGUGAAUGAAUGAUAUCCGAAGAUUCGGGGAGGCGAGCGACCGACACGGAGAAUCGUCUUCGGAGAGCGACGGAGUGUGGGGACCGACGGUGUCAGUGAUAUGCCAAUAAUUAGCGUUCACAGCCCCGAUGGACGUCCCGCGCUCGUAGAGCUAACCGUCGCCGCCGACGCCACGCCGAUCAGCGCAUUCUCAUCUCGAGAUCACUGAAGAAAUCGGGCAACGCAACAGAGCAGAAUGAGCACAGCGAUGGAGAACGGGGGGGCCGGCGACCGCGGCCAGAAGCAGAAGACCAUCGAGGGCAUCUACCAGAAGAAGUCCCAGUUGGAACAUAUCUUGCUGCGUCCGGACACCUAUAUCGGUUCCGUGGAGCCGAUAACCGAGAUGAUGUGGGUAUUCGACAAGGAGAAAGAGAUGAUGGUGCAGAAGGAUAUCAAGUAUGUUCCCGGGUUGUACAAAAUCUUUGACGAGAUUCUGGUGAACGCCGCUGAUAAUAAGCAACGCGAUCCUAAGAUGGAUAUGAUCAAGAUCGACAUCGAUUCUGAGAACAAUACUAUUUCCGUGUGGAACAACGGGAAGGGUAUCCCUGUGGUGAUACAUAAGGAAGAAAACAUGUAUGUACCUACUAUGAUAUUUGGCCACCUCUUGACAUCGUCAAACUACGACGAUGAGGAGGAGAAGGUGACUGGCGGUCGAAAUGGCUACGGCGCCAAAUUGUGCAAUAUCUUUAGCCAUCGUUUUACCGUUGAAACUGCGACAAAGGAGUAUAAGAAAUCCUUAAAGCAAACGUGGGGUAAUAAUAUGGGCAAAGCCAGCGAGCCCAGGAUCAAGGAGUACCACGGCGAGGAUUUCACUAAGGUCACGUUUUCCCCCGAUCUGUCAAAGUUCAAGAUGCAAUCACUGGACGAAGAUAUCGUAGCUCUCAUGUCCCGGAGAGCGUACGAUGUGGCCGCCUCCUCGAAAGGCGUCAAGGUUUACUUGAACGGCACACGAGUCCCGGUGAAGAACUUUAAGGAUUACGUUGACUUUUAUAUCAAGGGUAAAGAGGAUGACGCUGGUAAUCCGCUGAAAAUUAUAUACGAGCACUGCAACCCACGUUGGGAGGUGGCUAUUACCUUGUCCGACAAGGGGUUCCAGCAAAUGUCGUUCGUGAACAGUAUCGCCACGACGAAGGGCGGUAGACACGUCGAUCACGUGACGGAGUUGAUAGUUAAGCAGCUGAUCGAGACGCUGAAGAAGAAGAACAAGGCCGGCGUGACCAUCAAGCCGUUUCAAAUCAAGAAUCACCUGUGGGUCUUCAUUAACUGUCUCAUAAACAAUCCCACAUUCGACUCGCAGACUAAAGAGAACAUGACUCUGCAGGCGAAGAGCUUCGGCUCCAAGUGCGCAUUCACCGACAAGUUCAUCACCUCUGUCGGCAAAAUCGGUAUCGUGGAAGCGGUGUUGACCUGGGCGAAGUUCAAGGCCGACAGCCAGCUUCAGAAGUUAGGCCCCAAGUCAAAGCAAAGGAAACUUCAAGGUAUCCCCAAGUUGGAAGACGCCAACGAUGCGGGCACCGGCAAAUCAUUGGAAUGCACCCUCAUAUUAACAGAGGGAGACUCAGCCAAAACGAUGGCUGUGUCCGGUAUCGCUUCCAUUGGCAGAGACAAAUACGGCAUAUUUCCAUUGAGAGGUAAAAUGUUAAACGUGAGGGAAGCUACGCACAAGCAGAUCCUGGAGAACGCCGAGAUCAACAAUCUGAUCAAGAUCCUCGGUCUUCAGUACAAGAAGAAGUACGAGACUCGGGAAGAUCUGAAGACAUUGCGCUACGGAAAAAUGAUGAUCAUGACCGAUCAGGAUCAGGACGGUUCACAUAUCAAAGGUCUCCUAAUUAACUUCAUCCACCACAACUGGCCGUCAUUGCUGAAACUAAACUUCAUCGAAGAGUUCAUCACGCCUAUCGUCAAGGCCACCAAGGGCAGUCAGCAACUCUCAUUCUUCUCGCUGCCGGAAUUCGAGAUGUGGAAGAAGGAGACGGAAAAUUUUCACACGUACAAAAUCAAGUACUACAAAGGUUUGGGUACUUCCACUGCCAAGGAGGCAAAGGAGUACUUCGAGAACAUGGCCAGGCAUCGAAUACGUUUCCGGUACGACGGCGAACAGGACGACCAGAACAUCAUCAUGGCAUUCAGCAAGAAAUGCGUGGACCAGCGUAAGGACUGGCUGAUGAACCACAUGAACGAGACGAAGAGACGAAAGGAGAUCGGCCUCGGCGAGCGUUACCUUUACGAGAAGGACACGCGUGCUGUCUCCUUCUCAGACUUCGUCAACGUCGAGCUGGUGUUGUACAGCAAUUACGACAACGUCAGGUCCAUCCCGAACAUGAUAGACGGCUUCAAACCGGGCCAGAGGAAGGUGAUGUUCACCUGCCUGAAGCGCAACGACAAACGCGAGGUGAAAGUGGCGCAAUUGGCGGGUUCGGUCGCCGAACAUUCGGCGUACCAUCACGGCGAGACGUCCUUGAUGGCGACCAUAAUCAAUCUCGCGCAGAACUUCGUCGGCAGCAACAACAUCAAUCUGCUGCAGCCGAUCGGUCAGUUCGGCACUAGACUGACCGGAGGAAAGGACGCCGCCAGUCCGAGAUACAUCUUCACCAUGCUCAGUCCAUUGGCGAGGUACAUAUUCCACAAACACGACGACGCCCUGCUGAGACACGAGUACGACGACAAUCAAAAGAUCGAGCCGGUCUUCUACAUACCCGUGAUCCCAAUGGUGUUGGUGAACGGAGCCGACGGCAUCGGCACCGGCUGGAUGACGAAGAUCCCGAAUUACAAUCCGCGGGAGAUCAUCGAGAACUUGCAGAGGAUGAUGGACGGCGCCGAUCCGAGGCCCAUGAGUCCGUACUACAAGAACUUCAAAGGCGUCGUGGAGAGCUGCGGGGACUACCGUUACGUCAUCAGCGGGGAGAUAUCGGUGAUAGGGCCGGACAAGGUGGAGAUCACCGAGCUUCCCAUCGGGACGUGGACACAGACCUACAAGGAGACCGUGCUGGAACCUAUGUUGCACGGAACCGACAAAACGCCGGCCGUUAUCACAGACUACAAGGAAUAUAACACAGAUACAGCGGUGCACUUCAUAGUGAUACUGAACCGCGACAAAUUGCUGGAGCUGGAGAAGGACGGUCUUCAUAAGGCGUUCAAGAUCCAAACGACGACGACAAUAACGUCCAUGUGCGCAUUCGACGAGAACCAAUGCCUGAACAAGUACGACAGCGUGAUGCAGAUAAUGAAGGUCUUCUUCAAAGUACGAAUGGACACGUAUCACAAGAGGAAAGACUACAUGGAGGGGGUUCUGCAAGCGGAGGCGGCGAAGCUGUCGAAUCAGGCGCGCUUCAUCCUGGAGAAGUGCGACGGCACCUUGGUGAUCGAGAACAAGAAGAAGAAGGACAUGAUCGCGGAAUUGGUCAGGCGCAAUUACGAGUCGGACCCGGUGGUGGCGUGGAAGAUGUCGCAGAACCGGGAGCAAGUGCUGGAGGAUCAAGAGGAGGUCGCGGAGAACGACAACGAGAACGACAACGAGAACGCCGCGACUGCGAGCGCGAUGGAGAAGGAGAAUUUCGACUACCUCCUCGGAAUGACGAUGUGGACCCUGACGAAGGAGAAGAAGGACGAUUUGCUGCGACAACGGGACGAGAAGGUGGCGGAGCUGAAGAGACUACAAGCUCGUACGCCGAUCUCUUUGUGGAAAGAGGAUCUGGACAAUUUGCUGAACGAGUUGGACAAGCUGGAAGAGAAGGAACGGAAGGAAGAGAAUAAAUCGAAGCAAGCCGUCAAGAAGCCGCCCCAGAAGUUCUACAAAGUGGAAGAUACCCGUCGCAUAAUUCCCGUCAUCGAUGUUGAGCUGAAGAAGAAGAUCGAAAAGGCCGACAUCGUGUCAAAGGACAAGAAAGAAGGCAUAAAGAAGCCGCGGGGGAAGAAAGAGCCGAUUUCGCCGGAGGAGAAGGACGAGUUCGACACGUUAGCCGAUAAUGCGAAGACGCUCGACGACAGACUUGGAAAUUCUCCGGAAAAGAUGGAGAAAAAGGCCGGGAAGAAAGGUAUGAAGCAAACGACGUUGUCAUUUAAGCCGAUCAAGAAGGAGAGCAAGAAAAAAGAUAAGCAUUCGGACGACAGCGACGACAACAUUGACUUCGACAGCAUCUCUGAUACGCCACUUCCGACACGCACGACUCGCAGAGUCACAGUCAAGAAGAAUUACACCAUGAGCAGUGAGGAAUCAAGCGACAGUGGCGAGAUGUUCAGUCUUUCCGAUUCCGAGCAAACAAACAAGCAAAAAGUUUUAGUACUGAGUGAUUCGGACGACAAUUUUAAACCCGCCAAGAAACCGCCCCAACCGACACCGAGUUCAGAGGAGCUUUUCGACUCGUUGGUCGGCAAUUCCUCCCCGGAGAAGCAAACGAAGCCCACAAUAACCUCAUCCGGCGAAGAGUCGCCGGCGAAGUUCACACCGCCUAAGAAAGCGCCAGCGAAGAAGAAGACUGAGAAUGGCGGUGGCAAAGCGACCAAGAGGCAAACGAAGAAGAAAUCAAAAUCGUCGGACUCCGAGACGGACGACCUAUUCUCCAAUAAACAGAUUCCCUCCAAGAAGAGGAAGAAGAAAUCCGAUUCCGAAGACGACGCUGCAACCGACGAUUCGCCGAUCCCGCCGCCCCGGAAAACCGCCGGCCGGAUACGCAAGCCGGUGUCCUACGCGGUGAAGUCGGACGACUCCGAUUCCGAUUGAACUGUUUCCCUUGUAUCUCGUGCUGUGAAAGUGCCAGAGACGGUGCAAUUAACGUAAGGUUCUUAGUCCCUCGCUACGAUCGUCUUGUUCGAUCCGACGACGAAACAAGCGAGGAAACGCGUGAAUUCUUACCUGGUACUUUCGAAUCGAAAGCAUAUGGCUUCUUCGUGGAAGGUCCUCUCCGUAUAUUUCGGGCGGAAAGGAGAAAGAGAAAGGAACACAAGCAGAGAAGUACAAACGUGAAUGCGCACGGCGCGCACGACGUUGCUACUUUUCCCACGGGAUGAUUGUUAAAAUUUCGAAUCUUGCGAACGCGACACUCGAACUCGCGGUGUAUUCUUGCGAUACACCAAAUCCCCUACUCCUUGUACAUAAGUGUGUAUCGCUCGAGUGUGCGUAUUAGCGCGUUGUGGAAUUACAAAAUUUAUACCGCGGACGGCGGUGCUGCUGUUGGAUGUACCCGGUGUACUCAGAAUAGUCCACACAGUAUCGUCGCGCGCGAGUAGUUGAAAGUGUCCUCUCUUCCUCCCUCUCUCUUUCUCUCUCUCUCGUAUUGCGGAAAAACGCAAGAAAGGGGAGAAAAACUCGCCAAUUUCGCGAAGAGAUUGUAAAUGUUAUAUUAUUGCCGUAUCGAUAUAUCGUUUCCUAUUAUUUCCGUAUUAUUAAUUAGACGUUUUUUAUAUUCACGGUUUUCGUCUUUUGCUUUUGAUUUCUUUCUCUCGCGAAUUCCGAGGAGCCACACGCGGCGCCGCGCGCAUCGUCGCGGAAAGGGAAUCACCCAUGGCGCCGCCAGCGUCGUCAUUAGCUAGAUUAAUUACAUGGCACAGCGCAAUGCAAAGGAAGCACACACACACACACACACACACAAUUGAUUCGUCGGAUCUCAGAUCUCAUUGUCACCGCACACACGCUCGGAAAAGCUCGUACCGUACGUUCUCGUAGUUAUUACAGUCACGUCGCCGGAUCUCUCUCUCUCUCUUUCUCGUUCGUAAGACUCGUUCGCGGCCGGGACGGAAGGAAGCGGAUGAAACAGAGAGAAAGAGAGAUAUAUAUAUAUAAACGGGGAAAAGAAUGGAAAUUAAGACGCGCGCGGACAAAUCCGGGAAGAGAAACGUUUUAUAUAAAAAGAAGAAGAAAUAAGAGAAAAGAAAAGAAAAAAAAAUGCGAACAAAAUGAAAUACACAAUUUUUAAAUAUAUUUUUACAUACGUCACAAAAUAUGGAUUUUUCUUUGAGGUUGUCUAUAAUAUAAACUAAAGAAAUUACAACGGUAAAUGUCUAUUAUACAUAUAUACACACACAUAGGAUGGAUCUUACGGCUACAUGCGGCGCUCAAUAUUAAUUAAGUUAAGCGAGACAGUCUGACGUUCACUUUUAAGCUUUAUACAAUACUUGACCACACACACGUGGAAUAAAAUAAUCGGUUCACUUCGUGCUCGUGUUUCAUUGUAGCUGGAUGAAAGAAGAGAAGAAAAACAAAGGAAGAGAAACCGUGUUUUUCGAUCGUAGACCGUCAGACACUGGGGUAAGAGGAGCCGUGUGUAUACGAUUCUUGAUGCGAAGAGCACUGAGGGGGUCUCGAAGGUUUAAGAAGCCUACGGUCGGGAGAAUUUCGGAUCGAGCGGAUUGAGACACGAGAGAAUUCGAGAGCUAAUCGGCUUCCUCGGUGUGAUGUGUCGCACGCUUUUCUUUUUCUUUCACGCCUCUAUUCGCUUCCGAGACAGAAAGAAUACGAAGAAGGAAAGAGAAGAGGACGGAAGGAAACGCGAAAUCCGAGGAGGCCGGAUUAGUCCUCCGGCGUGUAUUCACCGCUGUGCUCAUUUCGAGGAUUGACAACUCCGACUGUAUUGUAACUAGCGUUAGUUCUAUGUACGCGAGUAGUUUGUCCGUUUCGUAGGAUAAGAACGAAAAAGGUUCAUAUUGUGAUUGCAGUUUAUGACGUUUCUUAACAGCGACUUUGCUACCCACUGAGAAACAGAAAAACGGUGAAUAUCCCAAUAUAAUACGGAGCCCGAAUACAUGAAUUUCCGUGAGAGACAUCCCCCCUCUCCCCCGACCGGCUAAAAACGCUCGUCGGCCACGCGUUUUCAGCCUAACAGUUCUCCGCACCACGUAUAUCUCUUCGGCGAUUUUCAUUUUUAUAUAACUCACACAUACAUAAAUACGUAAUAAAAUGUUCUAUCUUUUUAGACAACCGGCGAUUCAUUGCGAUAUUCACACCGCUUGGCGAAAGAAAAAAAAGAAAGAAAAGGGAGGAAAGAAAGAGAGAAUGUGAGAAUCGAAACUAAAGAGAAGUACGCAGCAGGGGCAGAUAUAUAUAUAUAUAUAUACACACGUGUGUGUAUAUAUAUAUAUACACACACAACAUCGUGACGCGUGGUUCAUAUUUAAUUAAUAAGUUUACUAACUUUAAAGUUUUUUUUUUAUACACAAAUACGUAAAUUUAUUGCUAUAACGUUUCAUACACCAUCCUCGACGCAAUUCCUGUUUCUCUUUCUUCUUCUUUUUCUCUCUUUUUCAUUUAUCAUGAGGAAGAUCGUGACUAUGCCGACACGCAGGGGCGAUCGAAAAAGAGAACAGUGUUUGAUCUUAUUGUGACAGUUGACAGUGUACGGAUCGCAUUAACACUUUGACAGAUAGGAAGGUACUUGUCUCUCUCUUUCUCUCUAUAUAUAUAUAUAUAUUGCGCUCAGUGGAAAAAGCUCCGUCUCUAGAUAAAAAGCUUUUUUUUUCGUUUUUAUCUCGUUCCCCGUUUUUUUUCGGUUUAUCUCUCUCUCUCUCUCUCUCUCUCAUGCACGCGCGUAAUGAUAGGUUCGUCGAUCGUGUUCCCAAGGGAUUCUUUAGAUAUGUGUGUAUAAAUGCAAAAAUCCUUCCUGUCGCGCAAAGUAUACGAACAUCGUCCAACGUGUGUUCUCGUAGUUACAUAUCAAGUUCUCUUAUUUAUUUCUCUCGUCUCACUACGACGCAAGCUUCGAUGGCAUAAAUGUUCGUUGAACGAGACUCGACGAUUAAUUUUUUUUAAGGCCUGUUGAAGUAAUUUUGAUAAGCUUCACUCAGCGAUAUUUUCUUUCUUUCUUUUUGCUUAUUUCUCUUUACGUAUUCUCGAUAUGAAAACAAUAUACAUCAACGGUAAAAUGUGCGAAUAUGACGGAUUCUCUCACGUUUAACACGCACGUUAUAACAAAUGUAUACGCGCGCUCUCUCUCUCUCUCUCUCCCUUUCUCUUUCCCCCCCCCCCCCCUUUCUCUCGUCGCGAGUUCAUGAAUAAAUCAAACGAAGAAAUGGA